Molecule: messenger RNA, 3886 nt
Organism: Stegodyphus dumicola
Lineage: Eukaryota; Metazoa; Arthropoda; Arachnida; Araneae; Eresidae
Biological process (GO): regulation of transcription by RNA polymerase II
Cellular component (GO): nucleus
Molecular function (GO): RNA polymerase II cis-regulatory region sequence-specific DNA binding; DNA-binding transcription activator activity, RNA polymerase II-specific
Source: RefSeq, a predicted model, not a curated record
CGAAAGGACCAUCGCGUGAUAACAAAGACACGCCCAUAAUCUGAUGUCACCGAGAACUCUAAUUUAAUUGGCUGCUUACAUAAGGGUACGGCGCGGGGUCCAGCUUCUCGUUUAAUAACGUGUCCCGUAUUUUUGCACAUGGUACCUGCAGUUCUUGCGAAGCAUCCAAGAACUUAACUACUCGGGAUAAAAUAUUUUGCAAAUUAAUGUAUGUGGAACAUGGAAUGUAAUUCAAAUAUUUAAAUCCGUAAAUUCUUCAAAUUGUCAUUUAGCAAGUCUAGAAAAUUCAGAACUUCAUCUAAUCAUAAUGUAGCCAUUAUAACAUAUAUAGCAAGUUAUAUGAUAUAACAGUUUUCAGCUUUUAAUUCUUUAUAAAGGAAAGAAAUGUCAUGCGUAGGAGAUAGAUAAUGAGUUUACUUAAAAAAGAUAAUGUUUUAAAAGAGAAAAUGCAUAUCAGUGCUGGAGAGAAGCAUCAUGUGAAUGAGGUAUGUAACACAUCACUUGGAUAUAACAGUUAUUUGAACAGACAUAUUAUCUUCCACAACGGGAAGAAACUUUUUCAGUGUAAUAUAUGUAACAAGUCAUUUACACAAAAGGGUCAUUUAAAAAUGCAUAUGCUUACUCAUACAGGAGAGAAACCUCAUACGUGUGAGGUAUGUAACACAUCAUUCCAAAGAAAGCAUAGUUUAAAUGAGCAUAUGCUUAUUCACACAGGAAAGAAACCUCAUGUGUGUGAGGUAUGUAAGAAAUCAUUCGUACUAAAGUAUCGUUUAAAGGAGCAUGUGCGUAUUCACACUGGAGAGAAACCUCAUAUAUGUGAGGUAUGUAACAAAUCCUUCAGACUGAAAGGCUGUUUAAAUGACCAUAUGCGUACUCACACAGGAGAAAAACCUCAUGUGUGUGAUGUGUGUAACAAAUCAUUCAGCAAAAUUGGUACUUUAAGCGAUCAUAUGCUUAUUCACACAGGUCAGAAACCUCAUGUAUGUAAGGUAUGUAACAAAUCAUUCAGGCUGAGAGGUAGUUUAAGUGACCAUAUGCUUAUUCACACAGGAGAAAAACUAUAUGUAUGUGAGGUGUGUAACAAAUCAUUCAGACAAAAUUGUACUUUACGCGAGCAUAUGCUUAUUCAUACAGGUCAGAAACCUCAUGUAUGUGAGGUAUGUAACAAGACGUUUAGAAGAAAGUGUGAUCUGAAUGUGCAUAUGCUGACCCACACAGGAGAGAAACCUCAUGUCUGUGAGGUAUGUAACAAGUCAUUUCGAAAAAAUAAUCAUUUAAGUGAGCACAAGCUUAUCCACACAGGAGAGAAACCUCAUAUGUGUGAGAUAUGCAACAAGGUAUUUAGACAAAAAAGUGAUUUAAACAGACAUACAAGGCUUAUUCAUAUAGGAGAGAAACCUCAUGUGUGUGAGGUGUGUAACAAGACAUUCAGACUAAAGUGUGAAAUGAAUGUGCAUAUGCUGAUCCACAUAACAGAAACUUCAUGUGUCUGAGAUAUGCAAUGAGUGAUUUAAACAAAAGAGUGCUUUAAACUAGCGUGUAAUAAUUCACACAGGAGAUAAAUUCCAUUAGUUAAAUGUGUAACAAGUCUGUUAGACGAAAAAAUAUAUUAGGAAGUAUGUCUGCAGAGAACAGAAGCCUCAUGUCUUUUGUGAAAAUCAGAUUAAUAAAAUCCUCUACUUAUCUCUGCAGGAAGAUCUUGUGUAUGCAAGAAACAAAUCUCAUUAUGUGAGGUAUAUGUAAGAUGUAUUUUCAUGUAAGUUCUGCAUAAAUUAUUUCUUUGUUUCUUUAAGAGAAGAACCUUAUGCUUGCAAGAUCAAUGAGAAGUCCCUUUAAGAUAUUGCCAACUUAAAGCAAUAUCUGGUUAUUCUUGGUAUUUAACAAGGAAAGAAAGUUCUAAAACAGCAAAAGUCUAGACUUUUAGAGUUUGAGACUAAUUUUCAUAUUCAUAAGCUGGAAACUAUAUGGGUCUCACAUUUCCCAAAUAUCGAAUUUUGAAUCCCUCACACUGGACUGCACUUUUCACAAUAUUUGUGAAAACUACAAAGAUAUAUAUAUAUAUAUAUAUAUAUAUAUAUACUGUUUUAUAACAUCAUUAACACUACAGGCUGAUAUUUUUCUUUUACUCCUCAGAAGUGAACUUUUGUGGAACUGCAAAUUCCACAAUUAACAAUAUACGUGCGACUUUGAGCAAAGCCAAAGCUUUUUGAGGAAGUCUGCUCCCUUUCACAAGCUUCUUCAAGUAAAAAGGUUUUACACAAUAGCUACUGUUCAUUAUCUACCUGUAAGUGCUUAGUGUAAAUCUUCUGCCAGUUGAAUGUGUACCUUUUGCCAGAAUGCAUUAUGUGGAUAACUUUUUGUGACCUUUUUGAAAUACUUCUAGUUCUUAAAUUCUGAAGAACAGCAAAAUAUUUCUUCUCAGUAGACAUAUACUAGUUUUUAAGGGUUUUUGUGCUCAAGUUGGUUAUUUCUGAGUUUUAUACAAAUUGUGGUUACAACACUGUAAUUAGUUAUAGAAGCAUAUUCCUAAUCCCCUUUGGCAGAUUGCACAAGAUACUUCCAAAAAUAUUGAAGUGCUUUGCCAUCUAAAUCCAAAUGCUAACACAUCAAUAUGUAUCUUUCACAAAAACAAGUACAGGGUUACCAGAUCUAAUACUGAAAAGGAGAAAAACGGGCAUCUCAAAUUCUGCCAAUUUUUGCAUGUAUCUGUAUUGUAGGGAAACCCUACAUGUGUAAAGUGUACCAGAAGCAAUCUGAGAAAACUAACCAGUUGUGAAACACUUUCACCAUGCAGGGAAGAAACCCAUGUAUGAAACUAGCCAGAUUUGGAAAAUUUUGUCAUUUUGGGGAUUUUAAUUAAAAAUAUACUCUGUUUUGGUAUUGUACCUAACAGGUGUUUGUGAAAUAGGACUCUCAUAGAAUUAGUUAAGCAUAACUAGUUCAUUUUGAAGUUUUAUUUCAUGGAGAUCAUUCGUCACAGCUUUAGUAUUAGUCCUUUUUGGCACGAUAAAUGAAAGAUUAUGAUGACCUUGUUAUUUAUGGUAACCCUAAAUACUGAGCUGAAAAACAUGCCGCCAUUUCUGUCCUCAUAACUUUAACGAAUUUGGUUGGUAUCGAAGGUUUGGUGGCAGGAGAGAUAAAUUGCAUAUUUUUCUUAAAGUUUCUUUCAUGUUAGUAAAGUACAACAUUUAAAAAGCCAAAAUUUGAUAAUUAAAACUGAUGCUUUUAAUAUUACAUCACAUGAGUCGUGACAUUUUUUCAUAUGCCAACUCUGCAUGUUAUAAACUCCAACCCCCCCCCCAAGGAAAAAAACACAUUUUGAGUUGCAUGGGUAAACUCUUGGUGAUUCCUUUGCUAAGGAACCACAUGCAAAUUUAGACUUUUUAGGCAUGCAGAAAUUAUACAAUUAAAAAUAUGAAACCAUAAUUUAUGAAUUAGAGCAAUUAUGAUCUAAAGGGUAUCAAAUAUUACCAAAAAAAAGCUUAAUAUUUAUUUGUUUACUUUAUUAAACAUUUCUUUCAACGUGCGCAUGCGUACUUAUGCGCAUUCCUUAUGCUCAUGCGUAAAGUUUGUGGCUUUGAGGUCUGGAUUAUAGAUCAUUCCGGAUAAUGGACAUCCGGAUUACAGACUUUGUACUGUAUAGGGAUGUAUAAUUGCUUCCCCCCAAAGAAAAAAAAAAAAACUCAUUUUUAGUAGCAUGAGGUAAACUCUUGGUGUUUCCUUUGGUAAGGAACUUCAUUCAAAUUUAGACUUUUUAGAUGUUUUCUUAAAAUGGGCCAAUGAUCAAAAUUACCAUGGUCUAUUUUGCCUCAUUUCUUAAAUUAGAACUAUAGGGAUGUGUAAUUGCAUGAAUUCAUAGACCAAAAUUAGGUUUUGUUAUUGCUUU